CGGAAUCGAUAUGGAUUGAAAAUUCGACAGCAUAUUUCGUUUUAAAAAAUUAUUGUACUUACCGUGUUGUUGGGUGUAACCUAAAAAGUCAAAAGUGAAGAUGAAACGAAUAAAAUGUAUUUCUGUUAUAAUUUAUAUGAAAGCGGAAUCAUAUCAUCGUCAAUCGUGAGUUCAAAUUACAUCCUAGAUCUGGAGAUCGCAGAAUUGAGAUGGCUGAGGACAACAAUGUGAGUUCCACUUCUGAAAACCCUAAUUCUGAUGAGAGUGAAACAUCCAUUGAUGCAAUUGCACAAAAGGUUCAAGUUUCCAAAAGGCACAAGUUUUGGGAAACACAACCUGUUGGGCAGUUUAAGGAUUUAGGAAACCCUAGCUUACCUGAAGGCCCGAUCGAGCCACCGACACCGCUAUCCGAAGUUAAGCAAGAACCGUAUAACCUUCCUGUCCCGUACGAAUGGAUUACUUGCGACAUGGAUACAGAAGAGAUGUGCUCGGAGGUUUACAAUCUCCUUGCCAACAAUUAUGUUGAAGAUGAUGAAAAUAUGUUUCGGUUUAACUACUCGAAAGAUUUUCUUCAAUGGGCGCUUCGCCCCCCGGGCUAUCACACAAGUUGGCAUAUUGGGGUUCGAGUCAAAGCUUCGAAAAAGCUUGUAGCUUUUAUUACGGGGGUGCCUGCAAGAAUCAGGGCUAAAGACGCUGUUGUUAACAUGGCGGAGAUCAAUUUUCUUUGUGUUCAUAAGAAGUUAAGAUCUAAAAGGCUUGCUCCGGUCAUGAUCAAAGAAGUUACUAGAAGAGUCCAUUUGGAAAAUAUCUGGCAGGCCGCAUAUACUGCUGGGGUGGUUUUACCUACACCUAUUUCGACUUGUCAAUACUGGCAUAGAUCUUUGAACCCGAAGAAGCUCAUAGAUGUAGGGUUUUCUAGGCUUGGUGCAAGAAUGACUAUGAGCCGAACCAUUAAGCUCUACAAAUUACCAGAUUCAUCCAUCACACCUGGGUUUAGGAAAAUGGAGCUCCGUGACGUUCCUGCGGUUACCCGUUUGCUUAGAGGGUACUUGAAGCAAUUCAUAGUCGCACCUGAUUUGGAUGAACAUGAUGUACAACAUUGGUUGCUACCUAAAGAAGAUGUGAUCGACAGUUUUUUAGUUGAAAGCUCUGGUGUCACUGAUUUCUGCAGUUUUUACACGCUUCCAUCAACGGUUAUUGGUAAUCAAAAUUACUCGACUUUGAAAGCUGCGUAUUCUUACUACAACGUGUCUACAAAAACUCCAUUGCUUCAGUUGAUGAAUGAUGCUCUUAUUGUGGCUAAGAAAAAGGGUUAUGACGUUUUUAAUGCUUUAGACGUUAUGGAAAAUGAAAGCUUUUUGAAGGAGCUGAAAUUUGGGCCAGGUGAUGGACAACUUCAGUAUUACCUGUACAAUUACCGGUUAAAUCAAGCGUUGAGACCAUCAGAACUUGGGCUUGUUCUCUUGUAACAAGACGAGCUGAAAUUCUGGCCCCAAGUGGCAAUGAUCACUCUUUGUUGUCUGCUAAACUUAUUUUUCAUAAACUUGUAAGGGUUUUAGUUUUCUUGAUUCUGGUUUGCGGAUUAACUUUACGAUCAUACCAUGUGUGUUAGAAAGAGGAAUUUGAUGUAUCCUUCUGUUUGAUUGUUGCCAUCUUUUUAAAUAUUGGUAUAAAAGGAGGCGGCAAAAUGCUCUGUCUCACUUGCAUGCCUCAUGGAUCAUAUA
Messenger RNA from Helianthus annuus (common sunflower), 1724 nucleotides. Its product is annotated as glycylpeptide N-tetradecanoyltransferase 1. Gene Ontology annotation, biological process: N-terminal peptidyl-glycine N-myristoylation. Gene Ontology annotation, cellular component: cytoplasm. Lineage: Eukaryota; Viridiplantae; Streptophyta; Magnoliopsida; Asterales; Asteraceae. Gene Ontology annotation, molecular function: glycylpeptide N-tetradecanoyltransferase activity. The transcript is spliced from 2 exons. Bases 210 to 1469 code for a protein of 419 amino acids. The record is from RefSeq and is a predicted model, not a curated record.